CGUCACUGCCUUGAAAAGCAAUUCAAUUUGAAAGAAAUAAAAAAAAUUAUAAACAAAUAAUAUAAAAUACCAGUCGCCGACGUUUUCAUUAAAACGAAAAUUUUAAGGAAGAUACCAACGUACAACUGAAAUGGGCUGGAAAAAGGUUGUUGGUACUAAAGACUUCAAUAGAGCAAGUGUGAUACUGUUGGCAACGGAAUUCUUUGGCACGCUUGCCAUCGUCUUUACCAGCAUUCUUACAAUGGCACAACAAUAUGUUGACCAGGAGGAAGUGCAGCGAGCAAUAGAUAACACUUCCAGUGGCGCCUCAAUGGAACAAAUUUCGCUCGGCUUAGGCUUAGUGUUUGCCGCUGUGGGCCAGGCGUUGGGCCGGCGUAGUGUUUGUCAUUUCAAUCCCGCUGUAACUUUGGGAUACUGCGUUGUCGGUGAACUGAGCUUAAUUAUGAGUUUCCUAUUCAUGGUUGUGCAAUGCAUAGCUUCCGCUAUUGGAGUCUAUGUGGCGCUAGUUCUACUACCGGAAAAAUUGGCAAAUAAGCACUUGGGUGUACCAAAGCAUCCUCAUGUCUCGGUGUUGGGCACGAUUGUUAUUGAAAUGCUGUUGACCUUUAUCUGGGUCUUUCUGGCACGCAGUGCUGAAAGUCACAAAAUGAUGGGCUUACGAGAUACCGCACCACUGGCCGUUGGUGCCACAAUUAUAGCGGCUUACUUAGCUGCUUAUCGGUUGACCGGCGGCAGCAUGAAUCCAGCCCGCUCUUUUGGCCCAGCUCUGGUGUACAUGGAUUGGAAGGAUCAUUGGAUUUAUUGGUUGGCUCCAUUUGCUGGUGGUGUACUGGGAGCUUUGACUUAUGAAUUCUUUUUUAAGAUUGGACCGCAUAAAGAACAUGAAGAAGCGGAAGAAAUCGCGGACUAAGCUUUGCCUGGAGAGAAAAGUUGAAUCAUCUGUUAAUUGGAUUGGAUUGAAGAAAAUUAUAUAACCAUGUACUAAUGCAGUUUUUGAGCUAUCAAUUUUUAAACUGUACUUUCUUAUGUUGGCUAAGUUUUUAUUUUGUAUUUUGUAUUUGGCAAUGCUUCUUAAUCUUUAUCUUAACCUUUUUCGGUGUUUUCGAAACAUGUACCUUCGGUGACUUCUAUACAGAUAGAGGAUUGCUCAAAUGUAUACUUUGGCCGCUAGAUGUCCUAAAAAGUUGCAAAACACCUAUUUUUCGAGAAAAUCGCCACUUCUACUCUCUGGACGAUUGCCACGAACCUGGUGGGGGUAGGUGGGAGGUUGAUGGUUUUCCUGAAAGCCCCAAGUGUCCUCCAGGUG
This is a messenger RNA of Bactrocera dorsalis (oriental fruit fly), 1306 nucleotides long. RefSeq names its product aquaporin. Gene Ontology annotation, molecular function: water channel activity. Bases 131 to 910 code for a protein of 259 amino acids. NCBI's taxonomy places the organism in Eukaryota, Metazoa, Arthropoda, Insecta, Diptera, Tephritidae. Gene Ontology annotation, biological process: transmembrane transport. Gene Ontology annotation, cellular component: plasma membrane. The record is from RefSeq and is a predicted model, not a curated record. The transcript has a single exon.